AUGUUCGUAAGAUUCACUCCCAGUGUGAAGGUCUUAUCAGUUUCCAAUUACACAUUCGUGGUUAGGUCCGGAUUUCGAUGUGUUGUUAAUGUACGUAAAUCCCUCAGUACUAUAGCCUGCUACCCUCGUGACGGAAAAUUUUCGACAAUGGCAGACAUCGAAUACACCGAGCUUUCUUCCAACUUCUCGGACUUGGUGGUGUUCGACGUGAGGAACCGCCACGAGCUGGAGGAGAAGGGCCAGAUCCUCGGUUCCAACUGUGUCCCGUUCGUAGAGUUGGAGAGCGCAAUGGAAAUGGCUGAAGAUGCAUUUGAGGCUAAAUAUGGUCUGAAGAAGCCCACAAAAACCACGCCCAUCAUAACCCACUGCACGAAGGGUGGGCGGGCGAGGAAGGCAGGGGAUCUACUCAAAUCGAUUGGUUACAAUGCUAGAGUUUAUGCUGGUUCCUUUAACGACUGGAAAGCCAACGGCGGCAGUGUACUUAACCCUGGAAAACCCUACGUGCCUCAGAAUUAAGGGAAAAAUGGUCUUUGAUCGUGGACCGUACCUCUUAAAAGGAAUUGUAUGUUCGUCUUUUUUCAUAUUAUAAGGUACUUGGUGGACAACACUCAGUAUUGUGGCAUUUUUUUAUUGUGAUGUAUAAUUGUUACUGAUGGAAAAUAAACGCGAAGGAAUGUAUGUU
Messenger RNA from Penaeus monodon (black tiger shrimp), 682 nucleotides. Its product is annotated as rhodanese domain-containing protein CG4456-like. Lineage: Eukaryota; Metazoa; Arthropoda; Malacostraca; Decapoda; Penaeidae. Gene Ontology annotation, cellular component: mitochondrion. Bases 1 to 516 code for a protein of 171 amino acids. The record is from RefSeq and is a predicted model, not a curated record. Gene Ontology annotation, molecular function: thiosulfate-cyanide sulfurtransferase activity. The transcript is spliced from 5 exons.